Messenger RNA from Diversispora eburnea, 573 nucleotides. The record is from the annotation of a GenBank genome assembly. Lineage: Eukaryota; Fungi; Glomeromycota; Glomeromycetes; Diversisporales; Diversisporaceae.
AUGGCUAAUCACUUUCUCUAUCUCACCUCAUAUAUUCUCGUUUUUCUCUUUCUCAUCUCUUCCGUCUCGACUGAAGUUUCGUACACUUUGCCUGAUAGGUGGUAUAGCGCUGGUGAUGAACAAUAUUAUAUUGUGGGAGUCGAUUCCUCGAUUUUUUAUGGGAAUACGAUAAGGAGAUUAUCUAAUUUUUUUGGUACUAUGAUGCAAAAUUUUUUUCCUCAAGACUUUUUGGGCAAACGAGUCCGAUUAACAAGCUUCGUGAAAUCCAAUAAUGUCACAGGUUGGGCUGGUAUGUGGAUGCGAGUUGAUACAAAUAAAACUCAAACUCUCAAUAAUAUGUAUUAUCGACCUAUCACUGGCACUGUUGAUUGGAAGAAAUGUGAAAGUAUUUUAGAUGUUCCCAAUGACACAGUCAGUCUUUCUUUUGGCGUUUUAGUACAUGGUGAUGGGGAAGCUUGGUUCAAUCAAUUCGAAUUUAAUACAGUCGACGAAAGUCAAGUUCUAACUACUAACUAUAGUGUUUAUCCUAUAAAUGGAACAACAUAUUCUGGACAAACUCGAUCAUCCAAUUAA